GAAAGCCGAAACCCAACCCGCAAAAUUCUAGGGUUUGUGUUUGUGGUUCCAUAAUGUCUCAGAACGGGAAGCUCAUCCCAAAUCUCGACCAGCACAGCACCAAGCUCCUCAACAUCACUGUUCUUCAGUGCAUCGAUUCCUUCGUCGAGGAAAUCCUCAUCACCACUGCACACAUCACCUUCUACGAGUUCAACAUCGACCUCUACCAAUGGAGCCGUAAGGACGUCGAGGGAUCCCUCUUCGUAGUCAAAAGUUCUAUUCUACAUGGAGUUAGUGCAUCCCAAUCCAUUGGCAUUGUUGGAUCUGGAAAAAAUAUUGGAAUUGAAGAAGAUUUUUUGAAGCUCACACCUAGGUGUACUGUGAAGUCGCUUGAUGAUAACAACCGAGUUGAACCAGUUUAA
Molecule: messenger RNA, 401 nt
Organism: Arachis duranensis
Lineage: Eukaryota; Viridiplantae; Streptophyta; Magnoliopsida; Fabales; Fabaceae
Product: mRNA-decapping enzyme-like protein
Exons: 3
Coding region: 54-401 (115 amino acids)
Biological process (GO): deadenylation-independent decapping of nuclear-transcribed mRNA; positive regulation of catalytic activity; deadenylation-dependent decapping of nuclear-transcribed mRNA
Cellular component (GO): P-body
Molecular function (GO): enzyme activator activity; mRNA binding
Source: RefSeq, a predicted model, not a curated record